AUGGCGGCAGGAAAUCACUCCACAGUGACUGAGUUCAUCCUCGCUGGGCUAACAGACAAACCAGAGCUCCAUCUGGUCCUCUUUCUUUUCUUCCUAGGAACCUAUGUGGUCACAGUGGUGGGGAACCUGGGCAUGAUUACACUGAUUGUGCUCAGUUCUCACCUGCACAUCCCCAUGUACUAUUUCCUCAGCAAUUUGUCCUUCGUUGAUCUCUGCCAGUCCACUAUCAUUACCCCCAAAAUGCUGGUGAACUUUUUGACAGAGGAGAACACUAUCUCCUACCCGGAAUGCAUGACUCGGCUCUAUCUCUUUAUUGUUUUUGCUAUUGCAGGGUGUCAUAUGUUGGCUGUGAUGGCAUAUGAUCGCUAUGUUUCCAUCUGUAACCCAUUGCUUUACAAUGUCACCAUAUCUUAUCAGGUCUGCUCCUGGUUGGUAGUUGAGGUAUAUAUGAUGGGCUUGACUGUUGCAACAGCUCACACAGCUUGCGUGCUAAGAGUGAUUCUCUGCAAGGCUACAAUAAUCAACCAUUACUUCUGUGACUUUUUACCACUUCUGGAGCUCUCCUGCUCCAAUACCUACAUCAAUGAAGUGGUACUUUUGUGCUUCAGUGUAUUUAAUGUUCUUGCACCAACCUUGACCAUCCUUGGCUCCUACAUCUCCAUCAUUGCCAGCAUUCUAAGAAUCAGCUCCACCGAGGGCAGAUCCAAAGCCUUCAGCACAUGCAGCUCCCACAUCUCGGCUGUUACACUCUUUUAUGGUUCUUUAACAUUCAUGUACCUACGGCCAUCAUACAUCAGCUGCAUGGACCAAAGCAAAGUGUCUUCUCUGUUUUACACCAUUAUUGUGCCAAUGCUGAACCCUCUGAUCUACAGCCUGAGGAAUAAGGACGUCAAAGUUGCUUUCAAUAAAAUCAUUGAGAAAAGACCAUUUUGCAUUAGCAAAGAUUUAUAAUUCUUGGAGACGAUUCGGUAAGGAAGGAGUCCAGAGACAGCAACAUAU
This is a messenger RNA of Loxodonta africana (African savanna elephant), 999 nucleotides long. Its product is annotated as olfactory receptor 8G50-like. Lineage: Eukaryota; Metazoa; Chordata; Mammalia; Proboscidea; Elephantidae. Gene Ontology annotation, molecular function: G protein-coupled receptor activity; olfactory receptor activity; odorant binding. Gene Ontology annotation, cellular component: membrane. The transcript has a single exon. The record is from RefSeq and is a predicted model, not a curated record. Bases 1 to 951 code for a protein of 316 amino acids. Gene Ontology annotation, biological process: sensory perception of smell; G protein-coupled receptor signaling pathway.